Chara braunii is the source of this 809-nucleotide messenger RNA. Lineage: Eukaryota; Viridiplantae; Streptophyta; Charophyceae; Charales; Characeae. The record is from the annotation of a GenBank genome assembly.
GCUUCUCUGCAAAAACAGGACACACAUAGACAAGUGUAAGGAACAGAAGGAAGAAGGCGAAGAUGAAGUUCCACAAGAAGCCGAAGCCAAACGAAGACAAACAUGAUGAGGACGAUGAGGACGAUGAAGCAGACGAGGAUGCCGAGGAAGAUGGAGAUGACGGAGAAGACGAGGCCAAUGAGGAAGACAAGGACGAAGAAGACAAGGAGGAAGACGAGGAUGAGGACAGGAGAGGGAUGGGCACAAUGAAGAAGAUGGAGACGGCGAGGAAGAUGCGGACCAAGGAAGGGACGAGCACAACGAGGAAGACAGAGAUGACCAGAAAGAUGAGGACAGUGAGGCAGACAAGGACGACGAGGAAGAAGAGGAUGACAGGCAGACAAGGAGAACGAGAAAGAGGAAGAAAUGACGGUGAAGAUGAGAGCGACGCGGAGGACGAGGACGAGGACGAGGACAGGGACAAACACAAUGAGAAAGACGAACACGACGAGGAAGAGGAUGAUGACGAUGACGAAGACGACAAGGAUAAAGACAGUGAAGACAAGGAGAGGGUGGUAACGGUCCAAUGAUUACAAACCAAAACAGAAGAGAAAAAAAAGUUCCUUAACUACAGCUCUGUCUACUGUUCAGCAUCAUGGUUGUUUCCACACUAUACCGUAAUUUCAUGCACAACCAUACCAAGUAGUACACAUUGUAUUGUCCAUCUGUGAGAUGAACGGCCAGGAUAUAAUCCCCAUCCCCUCCAACCUCCUUUCACUUCUAUGAGGAGGGUGUGUAUGGAUCGUUUUCAGAGAAUGGGCAUGAGAAUC